Epithele typhae is the source of this 1503-nucleotide messenger RNA. RefSeq lists its product as uncharacterized. NCBI's taxonomy places the organism in Eukaryota, Fungi, Basidiomycota, Agaricomycetes, Polyporales, Epitheliaceae. The record is from RefSeq and is a predicted model, not a curated record. Bases 1 to 1503 code for a protein of 500 amino acids. The transcript is spliced from 19 exons.
AUGCCCCGAGGGACACCGUUUUCCAACCUGGGUGCCACUGUCGUCUCCGUGUCCUCGGAAGCUCUACUUUUCGGCAUACUUAGCGGGCAGUUGUGUUUUUACUUCAAGCGUUGCUUCCAUCAUGACAAGAGGUACAUCAAGGUGUUGGUCUUCAUUUCCGCAUUUGUCACGGCAUUCAGACUGGCGGCGCACACGAACUCCUGCUGGAUCCUCCUUGUAACAAGUCACGGUAACAAGAACUUGGUCUCGAAACCACCAUGGUCAGGUGCCGCUCGUAAUGCGGCAGAUGCAGUUUGCAUCUUGAUUGUUCACUUGUUUUACCUGAUGCGCAUAUGGUCGUUCAGCAAACAACCGUGGCUCAUUGGUGUCCUCGUUAGUGAUAUCAACUUCCCCGUCGCCUUGAAUGUUCUUAAGUUGAUCAUACAGUCGAUCUUCGUCGUUGCUACCUUCGCGAUGUGGAUUUUUUUAGUAUUUCAGAUCAUCGCCACGAACAAGCUAGCAUACUGGAUAAGCUCCAAGGAUACGAUGAUCAUAUUGAGCGUACUCAUCGUCGUUACCGAUAUCGCACUGUCAGUCGCGGCGCUCACGAAGUCAUCCGAUCCUUGCGUGUUCGCCGUGGCUUCAGUAAUUGCGGUGACCGUCGACUCCACAUCCAUCAUUUGUCUCGCGCUCUUCCAUAUCAUUGGCAUCCGUAGGCGUCUGCUUUCCUCAGAAGCGAACCUAAACACUCGCCAACGCCUGCGCACCCUGUGGGCGGGGUCUAUCGAUGUGACCACCAUCCCGGUGACAACUCAGCGCGACAACACAUUGACUGUCGAGUUUGUGCCUUCUUCAGCAUCGCUCUCUUUCUUCAGUCUUACAAACCCCUCCUCUAGUCAUGUCAAAACUAUGGACGCAGCGUUGCACUCGCGGGCCUCUUUCCACUCCCCCGCACACCCUCCUACCUCUGGCGCGCUCUUCUCUACCUACAAAAGGGAGCGCCCACAGUCCUCCUCUCACUCUUGUCGCGGCUACACACCUGCGCAGGCGCAGUUUUUGCCCCUCGCGAGGCGCUGCGCGGUCUCCGCGCCGCCAUCACCGAUCGUCUGCUCCUCAUCCACGGAGCGUGGGCCGUCGUGGCCUCCGUCGCUGCCCCCAAUGCCGGCGUCGUCAGCGACGGCUGGCAUGCGGCACAUGCCGUCCGAGUCGAGCAUGACGUGCGUCGAUGGGGACACGGACGACGUCGCCCCGCACGACGUCGUCUCCGACAGCGACCGAGACCCGGAGCGUCUGGACGGCCUCCCCCUCCAUCGGCAUACCCUCGACAUUGGGAGCGGCAGUGAACUGACGCGGUCAGCGGGCCUGCUGCGCCGCGCCUCGGUGACGCGAACGGCGCGGUCCGGGGACACGACGCCCGUCCAGGGACGCGCACGGUCUGCGUCCACGGCCACGGCCAGGCCAGUCGGCCGCGCGCGGUCGGAGUCCACGGUCACCACGGUCCCCCUUCCCCGGCAGCCUCGUUGA